Sardina pilchardus (European sardine) is the source of this 4670-nucleotide messenger RNA. RefSeq names its product murinoglobulin-1-like. Gene Ontology annotation, molecular function: endopeptidase inhibitor activity. The record is from RefSeq and is a predicted model, not a curated record. Lineage: Eukaryota; Metazoa; Chordata; Actinopteri; Clupeiformes; Clupeidae. The transcript has 37 exons. Bases 128 to 4468 code for a protein of 1446 amino acids. Gene Ontology annotation, cellular component: extracellular region.
UAGCUCAGGACCGAACACUUGACUCUUGGCAGACGCUGUCCCGUUUCCCAACGCAGCAAUCGCUACAGUAUAGAGGAUCAGCGCUGGUGUGUGUGUGUGUGUGUGUGUGUGUGUGACUCCCAGAGGAAUGGCUGUCGCCAGGAUCCUGACUGCUGGAGGGCUGCUGAGCUGCCUCUACACUCUCUGCUCCUCCACAACAACACCAGAGCCGUCGUUCCUGGUGACCUUUCCUGCCCAUAUAAGGUCAGCGUCGGUCGCCCGGCUGUGCGCCAGCCUCCAGCGGCCCAACGAGACGCUGCGCAUGACCGUCCACCUGACCAGCGGAGAGGACCGCACGCUGCUGCACCAGCUGACCGCCGACACCGACCUCCACCGCUGCGUCCACUUCCAGGCACCGGCGGUAAAUAAGGACACUGUGCAGAAUAUCAGAGUAGAGGUCCAGGGCCGGACGUCCCACUGGACUUCAGAGAGCCGGGUGAAGUUCAGGCCAAAACCUGAUCCGGUGACCUUCAUCCAGUCAGAUAAGCCCAUAUACAGCCCCGGCCAAACAGUGCAUUUCAGAGUGGUUACCAUGGAUACGGAGUUCAUUCCCCUGCAGCAGAAGUACAGCCUGGUGACCCUGGAGGAUCGGCGUGGCAACAUCAUUGGCCAGUGGCUGAAUGUGUCGUCGGAGCGCAAGCUAGUGCAGCUGUCUCACGCGCUAAACGCCGAGGCUCCCCAGGGCUACUACACGCUGUCUGUGGUCGCAGAGCGGAGCCGAGGCUCGCACCAGUUUCAAGUGAAGAAAUAUGUUUUGCCCAAGUUUGACGUGACUCUCAACAGUCCAGAGUCAGUGAGUGUGGGAGCACCAGAGAUCCGACUGCAAGCGUGCGCCAAGUACACGUUUGGAGCGCCUGUGCCAGGGAAGGCUACGCUGUCGCUGUGUCGAGAGGCUGAUGGUGGAGGAUUCGGAAUCAAUGAUCCCACACAACCAGUAUGUGCGGAGGAACUGGUGGAGAUGGAUGCGUCUGGCUGUGGCUGUUAUGUCUUCAACAUGGCAACAUUUACACAACAAGACUUGUUGAGAGAAGCCCUAAUAUUCAAGGCCUCGGUGGUGGAAGAAGGAACAGGCAUCAGUCGGUCUGAGGCCAAAAACAUCGAUUUGGACUUCUCUCUUGGGAAACUGUCCUUUGUUGAUACACCAAGCGUAAUUGAGGAUGGGGCAGUUAUGGAGGGCAAGAUCCAAGUGACCCAUUACAAUGACACCGGCAUCGCUGGGAGGACGGUCCAUCUGUUCAAAGGUCCGAGAUGGAGCGCAGAGCUUCUGCUGAACCUGACCACAGACUCUGCUGGAGCGGCCCAGUUCUCUCUCAACACGGCUCCUUUCCCUGGAGACUUCGAGCUCUUUGCCAGCCUAACUCCAGACGCUGAGAGGGACUCAUUCAGACCGUAUCGCACUCCGUACUAUGAGUCGGCAUCAAAGUCUGUGUCCAGAAUUAAACCGGCGUCUGCACACUCAGCCUCAUCCAGCUCUCUGGCCAUUACCGAAAUAGAGGAUCCUCUUCAGUGUGGCAAAGACGUCCCCAUCACCAUUAAAUACACCUUUACUGGGGAGUCUUUCAACACAGACUCUGUGGAUGUCAUUUAUUUGGUGAUGUCCAGAGGCCAGAUUGUUCAUCAUGGCGUUGCUGGAGCUUCAGUUAGGGGCUCUCCCCCAGUAGCCCAGGGCUCCGUGGCAUUCCAGCUGUCUGUCAGAGCAGAGAUGGCCCCCUCAGUGCAGGUGCUGGCCUACAGCGUCUUACCCAGUGAGAUCGUGCUGGCUGAUAGCAAAACCUUCUCAACGGAGAAGUGCUUCAUAAGCAAGGUGGCGGUGCAGUUCUCCCCUCCUACGUCGGUCCCAGGAGAGCAGAACACCCUGCAGCUGACUGCUCCGCCCAGCUCCCUCUGUGGCCUCAGUGCUGUAGAUCAGAGCAUCUUCAUCCUGGAGCCAGACAAGCGCCUGAACGCUGAGAAGGUUUUUGAUCUGUUGCCCCGGAUGGACUCAUUUGUUGAUUAUGAAGUUGAAGAUCCAGUGGAGUGUCUAAAAGUGAGACCUCGGCGAUCUCCAUACUAUCCUCCGCGACGCUCUGACACUGAUGCCUUUGCGGUUUUCCAGAGAUUGGGGCUGAAGGCUGCAACUAAUCUGGUUUUACGGGCACCAGACUGCCUACUGUACCGGGGGGAGACGUACCACAAGGGAUUCGGGUAUCCGGAGGUGGCCUAUGGCGUGGCCUUCGGCGGACCAAUGGGUGGACCAGGCGCUCCAAUGCCGGAAGAUGUGGGUGUGACCGUUCGUACAAUCUUCCCAGAGACGUGGAUCUGGGACAUGGCAGAGGUCGGGGAGUCUGGAGAAACACAAGUCCAUCUCACUGUCCCGGACACCAUCACCACCUGGGAGACUGAGGCCUUCUGCCUAUCCCCCCAGGGCUUUGGUUUGGCUCCCCCAGUUCAGCUCACCGUUUUCCAGCCCUUCUUCCUGGAGCUCUCCCUGCCGUACUCCAUCAUCCGUGGAGAGACCUUUGAGCUGAAAGCAACAGUCUUCAACUACCUGCCCAAGUGCAUCAUGGUCACAGUGAUUCCAGCGCCUUCCUCAGACUUCACGCUGACCCCCUCCUCUGAUGGCCAGUACUCCUCCUGUCUGUGUGCAGGGGGCAGGAGGACCUUCAGAUGGACGCUGCUGCCCUCUGUGCUUGGAGAAAUGAGCGUGACUGUGAGUGCUGCCGCUGAUCCGUCCCAGACUCUGUGCGGUAAUGAAGUGGUGACCGUCCCAGAGAGAGGCCGCAUAGACACGGUCACACGCUCCCUCAAGGUCAAGGCUGAAGGAACCGAGAAGGCUGAAAGUUUCAGUUGGCUGUUAUGUCCUAAGGGGGGCGCUUUGACGGAGGAGCAGGAGCUGAAACUCCCACAGGAUGUAAUUCAGGGAUCAGCCAGAGCCUCCGUUUCUGUGCUAGGAGACAUCCUGGGUCGCGCUCUGAAGAACAUUGACAGCCUCCUGCGGAUGCCUUAUGGUUGUGGGGAGCAAAACAUGGCCGUCCUCUCCCCAAAUAUCUACAUUCUGCAGUAUCUGCACAACACUGGGCAGCUCACGGCUGGCAUUAAGGAGAAGGCCACCAAUUUUCUCAAGAGUGGAUACCAGAGGCAACUGAACUACAAACACCCUAAUGGAGCCUUCAGCACGUUUGGAAGAGGAGACGGAAACACAUGGCUUACUGCUUUUGUGGUGAGGUCGUUUGAAAAAGCGAGGUCCUUUGUCUACAUUGAUCCAAAUGUUAUAACGACUGCCAUCUCUUGGCUUGGAGAAAACCGUCGACCAGAUGGUGUUUUCAAUAUGCAGGGGAAACUCUUCAACAACAGAAUGAAGGGGGGUGUAAACGAUGAUGUAACAAUAACAGCCUACAUCACUGCAGGAAUGUUUGAACUGAACAUGCCUACGAAUGUUACGCUAGAAACAAUGAGGUUCCUGAAGUCCUCCAGCAGAGAUCGCUCCAACACCUACACCACUGCACUGCUGGCCUACACCUUCAGCCUUGCUGGAGAAGAGAACCUCCGCGCUGAGCUGCUGCUACAUUUGGACAGUAGAGCGACCUCUGGCGGGAGUCUGCUGCACUGGUCGGAGUCCUCAUCAGAGCGAGGUGACUCUCUAGCGGUGGAGACGAGUUCUUAUGUGCUGUUGGCAGUUCUCACCAAACCCACACUGACCACUGAAGACUUGGGUUAUGCCUCCAGGAUUGUCAACUGGCUGGUGAAGCAGCAAAAUCCAUAUGGAGGCUUCUCUUCCACACAGGAUACAGUGGUAGCUCUGCAGGCUCUGGCUCUGUACGCCACCAAGGUCUUCAGCCCACAAGGCUCCAGCACAGUGACUGUGCAGUCUGCAGGGGGCGACAAACACCAGUUUGAUGUGAACCAGCACAACACAUUACUGUACCAGGAGAAAGCGCUGCGGGACGUUCCUGGGAGGUACAGCGUAGAAGUGAAGGGCUCUGCAUGCGCUUCUGUUGGGGUCGCACUUUUCUACAACAUCCCCACUCCCACUAAGCUCUCAUCCUUGAGCAUUGAAGCUCAAGCCAAGCCUCUGACUGAGGGGGAGUGCAACAAGGCCAAUGGGCAGAUCUUCAUCCUAAACAUCAAAGUCCUGUAUAAUGGACCACAGGAGAGCACGAACAUGGCUAUCAUAGACGUGAAGAUCUUAUCAGGGUUCAGUGCUGACUCUGCCUCAGUUGAAAGACUUCAGGGCAGCAUAUUUGUGGACCGAGUCGACCAGAAAGAUGACCACAUCCUUGUGUAUUUGUCCGAGGUUCCAAAGGAUACACCUGUCGACUACCAACUGGUACUCCAACAAGAUCUCGCAGUGACCAACCUGAUGCCAGCAGUGGUCAAGGUCUACGACUACUACGAGACCAGUGACCAGGCUGAGGCUGAGUACUCCUCCCCUUGUGCAGGGAACAGCUAAGGAAGAGGUCAUCAAAUGGAAGUUCUUUUAUUUUGACAUUUUAAAAAUGUAACUUGCUAAUGUGUGAUGUUAACUUGCUAACGUGUUAACUUGCUAAUGUGUGACCACACAAGAUUUCUGAUUGUAUAUGCCAUUUAACUUGCUAAUGUGUGACCACACAAGGUUUCUGAUUUUAUAUCUGUAAUAAAUACUGCAAUCCUAA